Kluyveromyces lactis is the source of this 504-nucleotide messenger RNA. It is a transcript of the gene CDC31, whose product is annotated as centrin. The transcript has a single exon. Gene Ontology annotation, cellular component: half bridge of spindle pole body; mitotic spindle pole body. The coding region runs from base 1 to 504 and encodes 167 amino acids. Gene Ontology annotation, molecular function: microtubule binding; calcium ion binding. Gene Ontology annotation, biological process: spindle pole body duplication. The record is from RefSeq and is a predicted model, not a curated record. NCBI's taxonomy places the organism in Eukaryota, Fungi, Ascomycota, Saccharomycetes, Saccharomycetales, Saccharomycetaceae.
AUGAAUAACAGAAGGCCCAGUGGACGAGUAGCGAAAUCCGUGGAUAAAUCCACUUUACAAAAGGAAUUAUUAGAAGAACAGAAACAAGAAAUAUACGAGGCGUUCUCACUCUUUGAUAUGAACAAUGAUGGAUAUCUCGACUAUCAUGAAUUCAAAGUCGCUCUAAGGGCAUUGGGUUUUGAACUCAGUAAAGGAGACAUAUUAGAACUUAUCGAUAGGUAUGAUGCAGACGGACGCCGGUUAAUACAAUACGAGGAUUUUUACCUGGUAGUAGGAGAAAAAAUAUUGCAAAGAGACCCAUUGGAUGAAAUUAAACGUGCCUUCAGGCUAUUCGACGAUGAUAACACGGGCAAGAUCUCAUUGAAGAAUUUGAAACGUGUAGCUCACGAACUAGGUGAAAACCUUACAGACGAAGAACUACGUGCCAUGAUUGAUGAGUUUGAUCUUGACGAUGACGGAGAGAUCAAUGAAGAAGAGUUCAUUGCUAUAUGCACUGACAAUUAG